Molecule: messenger RNA, 876 nt
Organism: Acanthamoeba castellanii str. Neff
Lineage: Eukaryota; Discosea; Longamoebia; Acanthamoebidae
Product: ribosomal L18p/L5e family
Exons: 2
Coding region: 1-876 (291 amino acids)
Biological process (GO): ribosomal large subunit assembly; translation
Cellular component (GO): cytosolic large ribosomal subunit; ribosome
Molecular function (GO): 5S rRNA binding; structural constituent of ribosome
Source: RefSeq, a predicted model, not a curated record
AUGGGAUUCGUCAAGGUGGUCAAGAACAGGUCGUACUUCAAGAGGUACCAGGUCAAGUACAGGCGAAGGCGUGAGGGCAAGACGGACUACCAGGCCCGUAACAAGAUGAUCAUCCAGGCCAAGAACAAGUACAACACGCCCAAGUACCGCCUGGUCGUCCGCGUGACCAACAAGGACAUCAUCUGCCAGAUCGCCUACGCCAAGAUCAAGGGUGACAUGAUCAUGACCGCUGCCUACUCUCACGAGCUCCCCCGCUACGGCCUCAAGACCGGUCUGACCAACUACGCCGCUUGCUACGCCACCGGCCUCCUGCUCGCCCGCAGGCAUCUGACCAAGCUCAACCUGGCCGAGAAGUACCAGGGUAAGACCGAGGUCACCGGUGAGGACUGGUCGUACAACCUCGACGAGAUUGAGGGUCCCAAGCCCUUCAAGGCCACCCUCGAUUCCGGCCUUGCCCGCACCUCGACUGGUGCCAAGCUCUUCGCCUCGCUCAAGGGUGCCUGCGAUGGUGGCCUCGACAUCCCCCACUCGGACACCCGCUUCGCCGGCUACUCCGCUGAGAAGAAGAAGCUCAACGCUGAGGUCUUCAGGAAGUACAUCUUCGGUGGCCACGUUGCCGACUACAUGAAGCAGCUCGCCGAGGAGAACCCCGAGAAGUACGCCAAGCAGUUCUCGCAGUACAUCAAGAACGGCGUCAAGCCCGAGGAUGUCAAGACCCUCUACGAGAACGUCCACAAGGCCAUCCGUGCCAACCCCGCCCACCAGAAGAAGCCCGUCGUCGCCAAGCGCUGGGCUCCCGCCAAGAGGUCGCUCAAGCAGCGCCAGGCCCGCGUUGCCCAGAAGAAGGCCAGCCACGCCAAGAAGCUCGAGGCCUAA